Messenger RNA from Diutina rugosa, 1635 nucleotides. RefSeq names its product methionine--tRNA ligase (gene MSM1). The coding region runs from base 1 to 1635 and encodes 544 amino acids. Lineage: Eukaryota; Fungi; Ascomycota; Pichiomycetes; Serinales; Debaryomycetaceae. The record is from RefSeq and is a predicted model, not a curated record. Gene Ontology annotation, biological process: methionyl-tRNA aminoacylation. Gene Ontology annotation, molecular function: methionine-tRNA ligase activity; ATP binding. The transcript has a single exon.
AUGCUCCGGGGUUGGCGGGGGUAUGCCACCAAGCCCUUCUACAUCACCACCCCGAUUUUCUACGUCAAUGCCAAGCCCCACUUGGGCCACUUGUACUCGAUGUUGAUGGCAGACACCCGUCACCGCUGGGCUCGGCUCACGGGGCCGCUGUUUAUGUUGACGGGUACCGACGAACACGGGCUUAAAAUCCAAACGGUGGCGGAACUGAAAGGGAUAGACCCUAAGCUAUUAUGUGACCAGGUAUCCCAGAACUUUAGAGACCUUGCCACCAAGCUCAACGUCGAUUAUCUGAGGUUUAUCCGCACGACUGACCCUGACCAUAUUCAGGCGGUUACCCACUUCUGGCAGACGGUAGCCGAUAAAGGAUGGCUUUACCAGGGUCAACACGCGGGCUGGUACCUGGUGAGUGACGAGACUUUCUUUCCUGAGACUCAGAUCGAACAGGGGCCUGAUGGUACGAUGAUCUCAAAGGAAACGCGCAAUCCCGUUAUUUACCAAGAAGAAACCAACUGGUUUUUUAAGCUUGGUGCGUUCCAGCAACAGUUGAUUGACCACCUUGAAGCUCACCCGGAGUUUAUCGUCCCCGAACUGAAAUAUACCCAAAUUCUCCGAGAAUUGAAACUGGAGAAACUAGAGGAUCUCUCGGUGAGUCGGCCAGCCCUGAGACUUAAGUGGGGGAUCCCCGUCCCUGGAGACCCCACACAAAAGAUUUACGUGUGGUUUGAUGCGUUAGUGAACUAUAUUACUGCCUGUGGCUACCCUAAUUUAGGCUCUACUGGUGCCCAGUGGCCAGCAACUCACAUUGUCGGUAAAGAUAUUGUUCGUUUCCACACGAUUUAUUGGCCGAUUUUCCUUAUGGCGGCUAAUGUACCCCUCCCUAACCAGGUAGUGGUCCACGCUCAUUGGCUUAGUGAGGGUUUCAAAAUGCUGAAACUGUUGGGUAAUGUCGUUGAUCCUAUCGACACUUAUGAAUACUACGGCGAGGAUUCGUUACGGCUUUUCCUUACUGAGUACACUAACAUCGAUGCUGACUCUAAUUUCAGUGAACAGGCAUUUGUCGAUACCCGCGAUAUGUUGAUUGGCAAAUACGCUAAUCUCAUUACUAGAGUGGGAGGUAAGAAGUUCGACAUUGCUGCUUCCGUAAACGACUUUGCUGACGGUAAAUUUGAUGAUAUUGAGUCUAGAAUCGGAGCAAGACUGCCUGAGCGUGCUGAGGAGAUUAUCACUCUCAGUAAUGAAUUGAGGCAACUGGUGGACUCAUUAUACGAGGCGAUGGACCCUCAUAUGACGUCUUUUAACCCUAAGAGAGCUCUCCAUGAGUGGUGGCAAGUGUUAGACCGCGCCAACCUUCUCUUCCAAUUAGGCGAGCCGUGGGCCAUCAAAGACGACGCUACUCUUAAAAACUACUAUACGUUUAUGGCGGCGGAAACCGGUCGAGUGGCGUCAUUAGUGGUGACUCCGAUUAUCCCGCGAUUAGCCGGGGCGAUGUUGGACCGGCUUGCCGUGACUAGCCGCGACAUCGGUGCCGCAAAGUUCGGGGGAGAUCUCGGGUUUGGCGCCGGGGCCAAUAAUCCUAAACUCCACCCGUUACCCAUUGUCAGAGUUCCCAAACGAGAAUCACAAGAAACCCAGUAA